Myotis lucifugus (little brown bat) is the source of this 403-nucleotide messenger RNA. RefSeq names its product plexin-A2-like. The transcript has 3 exons. The annotation marks the transcript as partial. Gene Ontology annotation, molecular function: semaphorin receptor activity. The record is from RefSeq and is a predicted model, not a curated record. Gene Ontology annotation, cellular component: semaphorin receptor complex. NCBI's taxonomy places the organism in Eukaryota, Metazoa, Chordata, Mammalia, Chiroptera, Vespertilionidae. Gene Ontology annotation, biological process: regulation of GTPase activity; regulation of cell migration; positive regulation of axonogenesis.
AACCCUUCCGUGCUGUCCCUCAACCCCGUCCGCGGCCCAGAGUCCGGAGGCACCAUGGUGACCAUCACGGGCCGUUAUCUUGGAGCUGGGAGCAGCGUGGCUGUGUACCUGGGCAACCAGACCUGCGAGUUCUAUGGGCGGUCAAUGAAUGAGAUUGUGUGUGUCUCACCCCCAUCGUCCAAUGGCCAGAGCUGUGUUCCUGUCUUCGUGAGUGUCGACCGAGCCCGUGUGAACAACAGCCUGAAGUUUGAGUACAUAGGGGACCCCCAGGUGCAGAGCAUCGAGCCAGAGUGGAGCAUCGCCAGUGGCCACACACCCCUGACCAUCACAGGCUCCAACCUGGAUGUCAUUCAGGAGCCAAGGAUCCGAGUCAAGUUUAAUGGCAAAGAAUCUGUCAAUGUGA